CUCUUUGCUUCUCUUUAUCAAAGUGUUUUGUGCUUCAAUAUGAGUGUAACUUGUCCAUUUUUCGCUAAAAAUUAAAAGAAAAUUAGUUAAAAAAGUAAAAAAUGUCAGAAAAUGACGAAUUUGCAGACGAACGUACGAGACUCAUACCAAAUUUAUCGUCGACGGCGAGAUAUGACAACCAAAAUGAGUCAACAAUGGGUGAAGCAUCUACCUCUGGGAGAAAGCUCCCGCAAUAUAUCGCUGCCCUUGCUGCCACAGGCGGUGCUUUAGCUGCUGGAACGAUUCUCGGAUGGACUGCUCCAGCUGAGGGACAACUCGUGAAAGAUGAUCUCACAGAUUCUCAUUACGAUUUUAGCGUCAGCAAAGAGGAAUUUUCGUGGAUUGGAGCUUUUGUGACACUUGGAGCUGCUUUUAUUUGCAUUCCCGUGGGGUUUCUCGCUGGAUUAUUCGGACGAAAGAUGACAAUGUUGGGUUUAGUGAUCCCGUUUACCGUUGGAUGGGCGCUUAUGUUGUUCGCGACAAAUGUGACGAUGAUGUAUGUGGGUCGUUUCAUGCUUGGCGUCGCCGGAGGAGCGUUUUGUGUGACAGCGCCCAUGUAUACGGGUGAAAUUGCGCAAAAUGAGGUACGAGGAACACUCGGGACUUUCUUCCAGUUGAUGAUUACCAUCGGGAUUUUGUUUGUUUAUGCCGUUGGAGCGGGUGUCAGUGUCUUUUACUUGAACUUAAUCUGUGGAAUUAUCCCGUUGGUGUUUGGUUUGGUAUUUUUCUUCAUGCCAGAGAGCCCGACGUUUUAUGUGUCGAAAGGACGACAUGAUGACGCAUUAAAUGCUCUAAAACGUCUCCGCGGUGAAAAUUACAACUGCAACGCUGAGUUGGAAGAGUUGAAACGUGAAGCGCAAACUGUUGAAAGUAACUCUACCAACUUGGGACAAGCCCUGAUGCGAAUUGAAUCCUUAAGAAGUGCAUUUAUCGCCAUCGGUUUGAUGUUUUUCCAGCAAAUGUCGGGCAUUAACGCUGUAAUUUUCUACCAAACGCGCAUUUUUAAAGCAUCCGGUUCGAGUAUUGAUCCUCAGUUAUCCACAAUUAUCGUUGGAAUCAUCCAAGUUGUCGCAACUUUCAUCUCCUCAAUCAUCGUAGACAAAUUAGGACGUCGUCUCUUGCUGCUUUUAUCGAUCGUUCUCAUGGGAAUCUGUCUCGCGGGUCUUGGAAUCUUCUUUAAUCUCAAAGACAACGAAGAUGCCGUCGUUGAAAGUCUUCAUUGGCUUCCUGUGACCUCCUUGUGCAUCUUUAUAAUCGCCUUUUCCUUGGGUUUUGGUCCUGUGCCGUGGUUAAUGGCUGGCGAACUCUUCGCUCCCGACAUCAAGGGCUUUCUUGGAGCGAUUGCCGGAACAUUCAAUUGGUUACUUGCGUUUGUCAUUACGAAAUUCUUCGCGAAUUUUCAGGAAGCUCUCGGAAAUGGUCCUACUUUUUAUCUUUUUACGGCAUUUUGUGUCCUUGGAUUCUUGUUUGUGAUAUUUUUCGUGCCGGAAACCAAAGGGAAGAGUUUCCAAGCUAUACAAGAUCAAAUUAAAUUUCAGUGCAUCCAAAUUCGGGACUAUCAAGCAGCUGCUAAUUAAAGAUAAAAUUAAUAACGAGACUAAAGAAUCUCAGUAAUUGAAUUUUUUUGGGAUAUUUCACAAAAUUAUGAAUAGUAGAAUUAUUAGAACUCCAAAAAUUACUUUUGGUUGUAAGUAUUUGU
Messenger RNA from Culicoides brevitarsis, 1738 nucleotides. Its product is annotated as facilitated trehalose transporter Tret1-like. Gene Ontology annotation, molecular function: sugar transmembrane transporter activity. NCBI's taxonomy places the organism in Eukaryota, Metazoa, Arthropoda, Insecta, Diptera, Ceratopogonidae. The record is from RefSeq and is a predicted model, not a curated record. Gene Ontology annotation, cellular component: membrane. The transcript has 3 exons. Gene Ontology annotation, biological process: carbohydrate transport; transmembrane transport. Bases 102 to 1616 code for a protein of 504 amino acids.